Messenger RNA from Glossina fuscipes, 3252 nucleotides. RefSeq lists its product as uncharacterized. The transcript is spliced from 6 exons. The record is from RefSeq and is a predicted model, not a curated record. Lineage: Eukaryota; Metazoa; Arthropoda; Insecta; Diptera; Glossinidae. The coding region runs from base 889 to 2031 and encodes 380 amino acids.
AUUUGUGUAUAGUUCGUAUAUGCAUGUAUGUAUGCGUGCAUACAAACUGAAAUAAAUGUGAAUGAAAUGAUAUAAAACGCUUUUCAUUCUUCAUCUACCACCCACAUGCACAUCGAUAAGAACGCUUACAAAAACAAUGUCGGUACGUUGCUGCUGUCGCUGCUGGUGUUAUUGUAAUAGUAGACUCUGCUGCAGAGAGCAGUAUUGGUGACGGUUGCGUUGUUGGUGAUGUUUACCAACGCCAUACUACAACAGUAAAAGCGAACAAAUUCACAUGACAGCCGUUCGAGCCAAACGACAAGAUUCUAUAGCGAUUCCACAUACGUGUGCAUGUUUUGUACUAAACAUCUAAAUAUAUAUAUAUAUAUAUAUAUAUGUAUAUAUAUGCAGUUUUAUAUUCAUGUCAAACAUAUGAAAAGCCAAUUUCAGAAAGUACAUAUAGCAGCAACAACAAAACCAACAAAAACAACAACAAGAACAACAACAACAACAAUAAGUUUUACUUCUCUGCCAAAAACAAUGCUCUGAAUGUAUCGUGACAACGAAUAUAAGGAAAGGAAAUAUAGCCAACGCUUUUAGCGGAAUAUAAACCAGAAAGCAGAAAAAAAGCCACAUAUAUAUACACACACACACAUAUAUAUACCUAUAAAAGAAAGUGUUCAUUACUGGGAGCAAAAAGACAACAAACGAAAUAAGUAUAAUACAAGAGAGAAAGGAAAGACAAAGGGAAACAAUCUCUGGAACAACAGUGAAGCGCUCGUCUAAAUAUUUGCAAAGCGAAUUUAAACGUGCGUGCGUGUGUGUGCUUGUAGUUUAGAUAAAUUUUCAAAUUUUAAAAAAUUUCUUCGCACAAGAUCCGGUGAUGUGGGUCAACCCCCGCAGCGGGAAAUGCAACAACCCCAACGUUAUAUACCGUCUGUAUCUGAUUUAUAUGGAACGGACGAGAUAGAACUACUGCUGGACGAAAUAAGAGAAUUAGAGCCGGUCUGCUGUCAGCUGGACGAUGAACAGGAUUUUGAAAUAGCUGGCAGCAGAGCUGGAGAGCUAUCGUUAUCCUUGGAAUCGCCGCUGGGUACGUGCACGUCGUGGGACUCGCACGCCAACUAUAAACAGCGCACCACACAAACACCACUGCCAUGGGGAGUUGCCCUACACUGUGAUCCGCAACACUUAAAAACGCCUACAGGGAUUGUGCGAAUACUUUUGGUGUUAUCAUCAGCUGCUUGUCUUGCCUGCGAAUGUUCAGCGGGUACCGUACAAGUAGGUCUUUUUCUACUGCCACUCAUUGGACGUCUAAGAUUGAUGGUCUUCUGUGCACUAUUCUCCUUAUUGAUCACCUGUCUCAUGUUAUUCCUCGACAUUUCGCAUAUAGCUCUAAUGUUUCCCUUCAAUUGGACAAAAAUUAAUACAUGGAUGUACCUGAGUAUCGGUUUAAUAUUUAUUUUGAGUUCCACAUUGUUAAUGCACAUGGUUCUCUUUGCCGAAGAGUACAUCUGGGUAUCAAAGCAUACUAAAGACACUUUACUAACAUCAGCGAUAAUCGGCUACAUUUGUGCGAUUGAAUCUCUGGGCCUUUCGAGUAUAGCUGCAUGGCCUUGGACUCAGUAUCGGCAAGUGCCAGAUGAUGGCAGCGAUAUAUACAUUGAAGAUCGUGAAAUGACACCCAUGAGUCCGAUAGCAAGCACGGCUGAUGUGCCGCACAAUCAUUCUCAAACAGCAAACCAUAACAAUCGCAAUAACAGCACAGCGCACAGCGAUACAAAUCAUCACAAUCAAUUAAUUCGUCUAUCAACAUCGUCGUCCUACAAUCAAAAGCCUUAUAUACCUGCCAAACGACCCAAUGAACUCAAUAACCAAAAACCAACACUGGGUCAUAUCCAGACCGCGCGAAAACCGAAUCAGCGUUAUCGCGAGGGCUAUCAUUAUCAACCAGUUGCGUCAACGUCCCGCCAAAGUCCCACAUUCGUUUUAGGCGAUGACAUUGGGGCUGGUCCAUCCACAUCCCGAUCCAAUGAUAAUUCUAGUGCGUGAUAGUUUUUAUUCCUCAUUUUAUAAAUAAUAAAAAAACAAAAAAAUGAAAAAUUUAAGUGAAAUUGUAACCGUGUCACCGUUUUUUAUUUAUAUUCGUUUUUUUUUUAUUCCUCUCUUCAACAAAAUAAAUCACACUUUUGUACACAUGCAUCCAUCCAUCCAUGCAACCAACUAUCUCGACAGGCGUGAAAUAGUUCGUUGUAAGCGCUGAAAAUGUGUUGAGAAACAAAAAAAAGAAAAAAAAAAAACACAGAAACCAUAAAAUAACAAAUAUUUUGUAUAAGAGAAGUAAACCAUGAAACCCCUCGAAUACAGAAAAUCGAAACUUGAGAGUAAAAAAAUGCACCCUUUGCCGCAAUAAUAAAAUUGAGAAAGUCAUGCACACGCAUAUAUACACGCAAAAUUCAACACGCAGGCUGAGGAAAUGUUAUAGUCUCUGUCAAAGAAAAUAUAAAGAAAACAAAACAAAGUUAAUCUAUAGCACGUUAAAGAAAAGUUGAUUAAAUACCACUAUGAUCCUUAAAGCUUCUUACACCUUGACUCCGGCCUCGUUAUGCGAAGAAGUACAAAACUAUCUUCCGCGAGCAUUUCCCUAAAAAUAACUGUCAUAAGCAAUCAUCUCUUAACUGAUUAAUAGAAUUCAGAAUGUUUAUCGGCAAAACUCCGUUUAGAACUCUUUUGAUGUGAAAAAUUGUUAAUCAUGAAAUAUUCCGUCUUUACAAGAGAUGAUAUUGUGGGUUUGGAUUACUUUAGAAAUCCUCCUUUGCACUUUACUUACUUGCUUGCGUAUCGCAGUUACCUCAGUUCCGGAUUGCAUGUUCUUCAGUUGGAAGAAUUGGUUAACCAGUAGUCGUCGGUCUUUCUAUAUAUACACAAGUGGUUACUAAGCCAGCUUUACGUUAAUAUGUUUUACAGUGAAAUCUAUAAGUAAGCAAGAGUAAUACUUAACCUCACAUAUGGUAAUGGUAAGAUUAAGAUUGUCCAGAUAUACGCGAUACACAAAAUGACUUGAAAUAGGCUCAAUUUUUAUUUUAUAAAUCCAUUCAGAGUCACUUUCUAAAAUUAGUGAAUACAAAAAUACAUGUCGAGACAUCGGAUGUAAAGAGAAAUCUAAAUCGGUUCAGAAUGAUUUUCUGGCCGAAGCUUAAACCGAUUUAAAAUAUAGUUCUCAUACACGUAUUUGAAUCGAUUCAGAAAAUGAUUGUGAUUACGAUUUAAACC